Toxotes jaculatrix (banded archerfish) is the source of this 1485-nucleotide messenger RNA. RefSeq names its product eukaryotic translation initiation factor 5A-1. The record is from RefSeq and is a predicted model, not a curated record. The coding region runs from base 392 to 859 and encodes 155 amino acids. The transcript has 6 exons. Gene Ontology annotation, molecular function: translation elongation factor activity; RNA binding; ribosome binding. Gene Ontology annotation, biological process: positive regulation of translational termination; positive regulation of translational elongation. NCBI's taxonomy places the organism in Eukaryota, Metazoa, Chordata, Actinopteri, Toxotidae.
GAUGAGGGAGAGACAGAGAAGGUGGAGUGCAGGCUACAGACAGUACAUACACAGCGGGGUCCAGGGCUCUGAUUCUUUUCGGCCCGGCGGCUGACUUUGGUUGUGUACCUCUCCCUGUGCGAGGUAAACUGCAAUCUGGAUUACAAACCAGGGGCAGAAGAGAGCCGAGCGGAAACGUUUGGAAUGAAAGAGGAAUAAAGAGAUAGCCGAUAGCUUGAAAAAAAAAAGAGGGGAGCGACAUCGCAAAAAACGAGCCACAGAGGAGGAAACAGACCCCAGCCAGACGACCCGUUUGCACGGAUACAGGGAGGCAACAGAGGAGGAGGUGGAAUUAAAGGGAGAAAGGCUGAUAAGUAACACAAGAGAGCAGAGCUAUUAUCACUAGGCAGGUAUGGCAGAUGCGGAGCUGGACUUCCAGACUGGUGAUGCCGGGGCAUCCGCCACCUACCCCAUGCAGUGCUCGGCCCUGCGCAAAAACGGCUUUGUUGUGCUGAAAGGCCGACCCUGCAAGAUCGUUGAGAUGUCCACCUCCAAGACUGGCAAGCAUGGCCACGCUAAGGUGCACUUGGUUGGUAUCGACAUCUUCUCUGGUAAGAAGUAUGAGGAUAUUUGUCCCUCCACCCACAACAUGGACGUCCCCAACAUUAAGAGAAUGGAUUACCAGCUUAUCGGGAUCCAAGAUGGCUACCUGUCCCUGCUCCAGGACAGCGGGGAGGUGAGAGAGGACCUGAAGAUUCCUGAGGGAGACCUGGGCAAAGAGAUAGAGAGCAAGCACGAAGCCGGAGAGGAGAUCCUGAUCACUGUUCUAAAUGCAAUGGAUGAAGAAGCUGCGAUUGGCAUCAAAGCCUUGGGUAAAUAAGCCACUGCAGGAGCAAACGAGAUGCACUGGACCUGGGGAAAAGGAGGGGAUAUUGCCUCGUCAAUGCUAUUCUCCCUCUUUUUUCUUUCUUUUUGUCUUUGUUUUUCAUACUCUUUCUCCCUCACGCUGUUUUCUAACCUUCCUUUGGGUUCAAUUAGAGAUGAACUUUAAUAAAUAAUUGGAAUGUCAAAUGGUUAAAAAAAAAAGGAAAAUUCUCUAUGUACAUUCACCCACAGAAUAAAACAACAUUUAAGUCCAGAGACGUACAGAUGUAAAGAAAAAAGAAAAAAAAAAGACACGUAGAGGAAGGUCUCUCUCUAAAUACUGAGUAAGUCUACAAAUAUUCAGUAGCCACCUACCAUCAGGGGAAAGAAAAGUGAUAAUGUCACAGCUGUUUUUGUUUUUUUAUAUGUUCCCCUGUUUUAUCAAGGGCUUCAACUCUAGACCUGCAUUGUUCAGUUGAGGCUUGUUCAGCGUUUGUGCCGUACAGGACUGAAUACAUGACUCGGUUUUGUCUUUUCCGUAUGGCACUUUUCUUUUGGCAAUUCAUCUGAACAAGCCCCUCCUUCUGCUGUUUAUUUCAUCACCUGAAACUUGUCUAUUAAACAAAGGUUACCAACAUGGCA